Molecule: messenger RNA, 636 nt
Organism: Histoplasma capsulatum G186AR
Lineage: Eukaryota; Fungi; Ascomycota; Eurotiomycetes; Onygenales; Ajellomycetaceae
Exons: 3
Coding region: 1-636 (211 amino acids)
Source: RefSeq, a predicted model, not a curated record
AUGGCCCAGGGCCGGCUUCUAACAUUCGAGAACGUUGUUCGCCAAGCUGACUUCACGCGAAUCGAGAGUCACAUCGUGGAUGGAAUCAUCGUGUCGACUCAUUUUCUACUGCUUGGGCGUCCGUCAGCAGUUGGUCAUGGGAGUCUUGAUGCGCCAUCUGGGCGUCCUCGACUCGGUGCGUUCAAUGUUUCCUCGGACUCCGGCGCCCAUAUGGCUUGUAACGCUGAGUUAACUCCGAGCGCAGGAGUUAACCAUCAGUUCGCCAUUCAUGUCAUCGACUUUUCCAUUUGCUCCUCCUCUCCAAAUGUGGCUAUUGGACGGCUCCUGAAGCUGGUUUUAAACCCGGUUUCUCCUCUUUUCUUGACCAGCGACUACUGCGGGCGAAGAAUGCCCAUCGAUUUCAUCCGUCCUGGAGUGACCACGCAGCAUUCCCUCCGUUGUGCUCAGCGCCAUACAGAGUACGCCUCAGCCAGUUUGUAUGUUUCGCAAUCGUCCUGCCUGGCAGCUUAUGGGUCCUUGUUGCAGCUGGGUCUUGAAGUCCUCCUGAUGAAUAGCAAUCCUCAGCUCACUUACGGGAUCGACGCCUCAUCCCUUGACGUGAGGAUGCCCGUCGUGAGGGUUGGGAUCUUGGAAUAG